Messenger RNA from Xenopus laevis (African clawed frog), 1684 nucleotides. RefSeq names its product protein CutA homolog. Bases 111 to 584 code for a protein of 157 amino acids. The record is from RefSeq and is a predicted model, not a curated record. NCBI's taxonomy places the organism in Eukaryota, Metazoa, Chordata, Amphibia, Anura, Pipidae. The transcript is spliced from 6 exons.
AUUGUGGGAGCAGCAGCAGAGCUAAUGAUUACUGUGCCACAAGCUCAGCCGGAUCUCCCACGCCUCCUUCCCGACACAGUCUCUACAGUAAUGGCUACUAGCCACUCACCAUGAACUGCCGCUGCUGCCAGGGACCCCCUCAGAAUGGCCACCGCUCAGCCUGGAUCUUAAUUCUGCUGGUCAUUCUUGGCUCCUGCAUGAACCCCGUAUUAAAGAGCAUUUUCUCUGAGCUCCACUCGGCGAUCAGCGGCAGUUACAUCUCAGGAAGCAAUUCCUUGGUUUUCGUCAAUUGCCCGAAUGAGCAAAUUGCAAAAGAGAUUGCCAGGGGUAUCUUAGAGAAGAGGCUAGCUGCUAGUGUGAACAUCAUGCCGAAGACGUCAGUUCUGUCCAUCUCGAAUGGAGAAAUCGAGGAAUCUACUGAAAUACUCCUUAUUAUAAGGACAAAGACAUCAGAGAUGCAUGAAUUGUUUGCUUAUAUCCGGUUUGUUCACAUCUUCGAAACCCCUGAUUUUAUCAGUGUUGCGAUUGACCAAGGAAACCUGGAUCAUCUGAAAUGGAUCGAAAAUUUGAUGUCGGAAAACUAAUUGUAAAGCUGGAUUUAAGAUACAUUUUGCCAUUUGUUAGGGAUGUGAGGUUGUCCUACACAGAUACAGGUAGUGAGAAACCGGUGAUGUGCUUAUAGAACAACCACCAAUAUGUUCCUCGGUCUGCUAAACCUGCAAGUUGCAGAUUGAACCAGUCUAGGUCAGUGCUCAGGUCUAAAUUUUCAUCAAACACCACUAAUAGCAAGGCUAGAGAUAUAGGAAAACAUUGAUGUAUCAGUCAUAGUUCUAAGAACCUUGAGUUCACCCCAAAUCAUACUUCUAAGUGAUCUUCAAGCGGGGCUUUCAGGGGUAUCAAUGAGAACACAGAGGAAUUCUUCUCAAAUCUCCACUUUAGGCUGAGCUCCAAGCCCCAUGGUUUGGGCACCAUUGUUUAGGUGUUCUAGUAACAUGGAUGCCAUAAUGAGUAAGUGCCAGCUGGGUUGGGGAGAAAGAGAGAACUCUUCUGAUCAUUAACCAAAUAGCCUGAUCUUUCUGAGUUAGGGAAUAGGCAGUCUAGAUGGGUCAGUAACCACAGAAACAGAAGGGGGAGUUGGGUAGAUGCAGGGUGCACCUGUGUUUGAAGUAGGGUAGAUCCUGAUUUCAGGUAGUUAAAUUGGUAGUGCAGAUGUGUCAGUUACUUAGAAACUACAAUGUGUAGGGGGAAGAACACCAAGUCCGUUACACCCCACACAAGGGCAUCUCUCCAAGUGCCUCUGUUGAACUUCUUUAGGUGCCUUCAAACAAUAUGGAACAAUCUUUGCAUUUUGCCCAACUUUUUCUAUGAUCAGUUUUGUCAGGUGACAUUAGAGACAUGACAAAAAGGAAGGAAAGCAGGAGUUUAGGAAGGAAGGAAAUAAAAAUGUAAAUAGCAAGAGGAGGAGGAGCAAUCCAUUGAUACCUUGUGUAUGCUCUACACGGAAUGAAUACAAUGUGCGUUUUGUAUAUUUGUGAUGAAAGCUAAAUUGUGUUUAUGAUUUAAAGGUUAAUCAUACCAAAGGAUCGGGAGGGGACAGGGCUGUACAUUCUUUAGGCAAAUAUUCUACAUCAAAAUGAAUUAACAUUUGUGUUGUGAGGUUUCUGAAAUAAAUUUUUAUCAGGUU